AUGAACAACGCAUCGACCAACAACACAGGAAGCAUCACUCAACCAAGUGUAACACUCGUUCUGUACUUCGCAACGUUCUUCAUCGGUCUUGCGGGGAAUCUUCUAGUCGUGGUGAUCAUCGUCACUCGAAAAACCAGGAAACGCAUGAAUGAUAUAUUUGUCCUUAAUCUCAGCGUAUCUGACCUGUGUCUCAUCCUGUUCUGUUUGCCAGCACUGAUUUACGUACAGCUUGUCGGUUCUGUUACAUCUCCGUUUUAUUGUAAGUUUGUAUGGCCCAUGGUGACUGUUUCGUUCUCUUCCAGUAUUUUGACCAUCACUUCCAUGGCCUGUUACCGUUGUAACGUUCUACUUCAUCCCUUUGAACUUCCGCCCAGCGGAAAACAGGUUCUUUUGUGGAUUUCGUCAAUAUGGCUCGUCUCCUUCGUGAUUGCCAUACCUCUGAUAAUCACUUCAAAAUUUCAAGAGGAUCUGAAGGGCAGCACAUGUUACGAGGACUGGCCUAGUUUAAAUUUUAAACGAGGUUACACCGUAGCGCUUUUCAUUUUGCAAUAUCUCUUGCCAUUACUGACCAUAGCCGUCGCCUACGUACGAAUUGGUAUCGAUUUGACACGAACCAAGGUUCGGCGUGCUUCGAUUACAAGAAGAGGAGAAGUUUCGGAUCAAGGAAGCAGAGAGGAAAAUGUAAAAAUCAUAAAAAUCUUAGCAACAAUUGUAGUUUUGUUUACAUUUUGUAUGUUACCGGUGCAUAUCGCUUGGAUUUUGUUGGAUUUUGGUGGAAACAGCGAGAAAGAAAUAGCCGAAAUAAUUUUCAAAUUUUCAGAUGUCUUAGCCAUUUUACAAAGUUGCCUAAACGCAGUGAUAUACGGCGCGCUCACCAAACAUUUACGAAGUGGAUUUGUAAAGUGCUUGUUACGGCCGCUAGCUAUUUGUUACGAUUUUCGAAAAGGUGGCGAGCAAGUCAGUUCGCAAAGAAGGCCGACAUACCAACCUUCUGGAGAGGAAUUAGAGACAUUUACUUUGGGUAGGAAAAGCACGUUCUCUCAAAAAUCGGUUGAUGUCUAG
Messenger RNA from Pocillopora meandrina, 1062 nucleotides. Lineage: Eukaryota; Metazoa; Cnidaria; Anthozoa; Scleractinia; Pocilloporidae. The record is from the annotation of a GenBank genome assembly.